Molecule: messenger RNA, 3171 nt
Organism: Panthera uncia (snow leopard)
Lineage: Eukaryota; Metazoa; Chordata; Mammalia; Carnivora; Felidae
Gene: LPIN1
Product: lipin 1
Exons: 21
Coding region: 248-3088 (946 amino acids)
Biological process (GO): positive regulation of transcription by RNA polymerase II; fatty acid catabolic process; cellular response to insulin stimulus
Cellular component (GO): mitochondrial outer membrane; nucleus
Molecular function (GO): transcription coactivator activity; phosphatidate phosphatase activity
Source: RefSeq, a predicted model, not a curated record
GGAUGAUGAAGAAGAAGAGAAAAUAGGAGGGAGGAGGGCUUCGGGGCAAGAUGAGGAGGAAGGAGAGAGAAGGGCAAGACCAGGGAGGAGCCAGCCAUGCCUAUUCUAACGAAGGCCAGUAAGGGGCGGCCAUGCCAGCUGAGAACUAGACAACAAGGAGAAUGAGGAAGGUUGACCAGCAGGCCAAAGCUCCCAUGAGCAGGGACCUCCGUGCGAAGUUAACGAAGUUGAAUGAUGUCCUGCCAAUAUGUCCUUCAACUUGGAGAGAGAAGGCUUUUUUCUAGCAGCUAAGACUCAAACCAUGAAUUACGUUGGGCAGUUGGCGGGCCAGGUGUUCGUCACCGUGAAGGAACUCUACAAGGGCUUGAAUCCUGCCACCCUGUCUGGAUGUAUUGAUAUCAUCGUCGUCCGCCAACCCAACGGGAGCCUUCAGUGUUCCCCUUUCCACGUGCGCUUUGGGAAGAUGGGGGUCCUGCGCUCCCGAGAGAAAGUGGUUGACAUAGAAAUCAACGGGGAAUCCGUGGAUUUGCACAUGAAGUUGGGAGACAAUGGAGAAGCGUUUUUUGUUCAAGAGACUGAGAGUGAUCAGGAAGUGAUCCCCAUGUACCUGGCCACCUCCCCUAUCCUGUCGGACGGAGCCGCCCACAUGGAGUGCCAGCUGAAAAGGAGCUCGGUAGAUCGGCUCCGAACCCUGGACCCCAGCACGUCAGCCCAGGCCUCACCUCCCAGUGAGGCCCCUUCGAGCAGCUCUUUAGUGAAGAAGAGAAGAAAAAGGAGGAGAAAGUCCCAGCUGGACACCCUGAAAAGAGACGACAACAUGAACACAUCUGAGGACGAAGACAUGUUUCCCAUAGAGAUGAGCUCCGACGAGGAGGCCGACCCGCCAGACGGUAGUAGAACUCUCCCUAAUGAUCUAUCUGCAUUCCAAGAAGAGGUUUCUAAGGAAAACCCUUCCCCCAUCGUGACUUACCCUCAGUCAGCAUCGUACCCUAAUUCUGAUAGAGAGUGGUCACCCAGCGCAAGCAGCCUGAUAGAUUGCCAAGGGACUGCCCCCCGCCUGGCAGUUGUGGCCGAGGGAGGCCUUUCUAGCUCUUGUCCUUCACAGCCUUCCCACUUCUAUGCUUCGGAAAGUCCUUCAGGCUCCCGACCUUCAACACCUAAAAGUGAUUCGGAAUUGGUCAGUAAGGCCGUGGAUAGGACGGUGCAGAAGAAUAACCUAGAAAUGCUCUGGCUCUGGGGAGAAUUGCCCCAGGCUGCAAAGUCUCCACACAAGGUGAAAGACUGCAGUCCAUUGAACGGUAGGAAAGUCUGUGAUAAGACGCACUUUCAGACCGUUCAGAGUGAAUCUUCAGAUGCGUUCAGUGACCAGUCGCCGACGCUGGCCAGGCCUCCCGUGCCGCCCGGUUUAGAGUCGAGCAAGCCUCCAACGGACAUGCAGUGUGUGAACGAAGAAGAUGUCGAGGCCUUAGGAGCCGCGGCCCCGCCUUUAGCCGCGAUUGAAGACCCCAAGCCCCUGUCUGCCACCGUGGCCCCGAUGGCGAGCAAGACAGAUUCUCCUUCCAGGAAAAAAGACAAACGAAGCCGACACCUUGGUGCCGACGGCGUCUACUUGGACGACCUCACCGAUAUGGACCCGGAAGUGGCUGCGCUGUAUUUUCCCAAAAACGGAGAGCCUUCCGGGCUGGCCAGACACACCAGCGACAACGGCGCCCGGUCGGCCAACCAGUCCCCGCAGUCCGUGGGCAGCUCUGGCAUCGACAGCGGCGUGGAGAGCACCUCGGACAGCCCGAGGGACCUGCCGUCCAUCGCCAUCUCCCUCUGCGGAGGCCUCAGCGACAACAGGGAGAUAACCAAAGAUGCAUUUCUGGAACAAGCCGUGUCGUAUCAGCAGUUUGUGGACAACCCAGCUCUCAUUGAUGACCCCAAUCUUGUGGUGAAGAUCGGGAAUAAGUAUUAUAACUGGACAACGGCGGCCCCUCUGCUCCUGGCGAUGCAGGCCUUCCAGAAGCCUUUGCCAAAGGCCACUGUGGAAGCUCUCGUGAGGGAUAAGAUGCCCAGAAAGGGCGGAAGGUGGUGGUUUUCAUGGAGGGGAAGAAACACCACGAUCAAAGAGGAAAGUAAGCCAGAGCAGUGCUUGGCUGGCAAGAGCCACAGCCCCGGGGAGCAGCCGUCACAGCUCGGCAUGGCCACCAGGAUAAAGCAUGAGUCAUCCUCCAGUGAUGACGAACACGCAGCUUCCAAGCCCCCAAGUGCGGGCCACCUCCCCCUGUUGUCCAGCGUCAGCUACAAGAAGACCCUCCGGCUCACUUCGGAGCAGCUGAAAAGCUUGAAGUUGAAGAACGGCCCCAACGACGUGGUCUUUAGCGUGACCACACAGUACCAAGGCACGUGCCGCUGCGAGGGCACCAUCUACCUGUGGGACUGGGACGACAAAGUCAUCAUUUCGGACAUCGACGGGACCAUCACCAGGUCAGAUACUCUUGGCCACAUUCUGCCCACCCUCGGGAAGGAUUGGACCCACCAGGGCAUUGCUAAGCUGUACCAUAAAGUGAGCCAAAACGGAUAUAAGUUUCUCUACUGUUCUGCACGUGCCAUCGGGAUGGCGGACAUGACGAGGGGCUAUUUGCACUGGGUCAACGAGAGGGGCACGGUGCUGCCUCAGGGGCCCCUGCUGCUGAGCCCAAGCAGUCUCUUCUCGGCCUUGCACAGAGAAGUGAUUGAAAAGAAGCCCGAGAAGUUUAAAGUCCAGUGUCUGACAGACAUCAAAAAUCUGUUUUUUCCAAACACGGAACCCUUUUACGCUGCUUUUGGAAACCGACCGGCCGAUGUGUAUUCGUAUAAGCAAGUAGGAGUGUCUUUGAACAGAAUAUUUACUGUCAAUCCCAAAGGAGAACUUGUACAGGAGCACGCAAAGACCAACACCUCCUCGUAUGUGCGACUCUGCGAAGUGGUUGACCACGUUUUCCCGCUGCUGAAAAGAAGCCAUUCUUCGGACUUCCCCUGCUCGGAUACUUUCAGUAAUUUCACCUUUUGGAGAGAGCCACCGCCACCUUUCGAAAACCAGGAUGUUCAUUCUUCCUCCGCAUGAAACGUCCCAAGCGGCCUCCUGACGUCGUGUGAAGACCCGGCGCCCCCGAUUAAAGGAUAGGUUUUGGGAGCCGUGGAGCAGGA